Messenger RNA from Anneissia japonica, 582 nucleotides. Its product is annotated as P2X purinoceptor 7-like. Lineage: Eukaryota; Metazoa; Echinodermata; Crinoidea; Comatulida; Comatulidae. The transcript has 2 exons. The record is from RefSeq and is a predicted model, not a curated record. Bases 1 to 582 code for a protein of 193 amino acids.
AUGGCGGAAAAUUUUAAUAUAAGACGAGAGAGAAAAAGACAGAGAAGAAAUGCUUAUGCCUUUGAACCUGUUCUACAACAGGAUCCACAACAUCAGCAGCAACAACAACAGCAAUUUCAAAGACAGUCUUCUUCUAGUAGUAGUAGGCCUAGCAGGUUAAACAAUACUGACUGGUGCAGAUGCGGAAACUGCAGGCCUAUGCCGAAAGAAAAAGAAUGCCUUUUUUGCCAUGAGGGAGAGGAUUUCAGUAGAAAGAUGACAGACGUCGAUUGCAUUUUGAAGAAUGAAUCCUUCAAAAAGGUCUGUUUGGACAAGGAGAUUUUAGAAGUGGUGUUUGCCUCCAGAAAAGAACUGCUUGGAGAGGGCAUUAAUCAUGAUGAGCUUAAUAACAGGAACUAUCGACAUAUUGGCUAUCGCUGCUUCAUUUGGUGGGUGUAUAACAGGCUGAAGAAACGUGACAGAAGGGUCAUUCCAUCAUGCUCUGUGUGGGCCAUUAGAGACCAGUUCCCAUCAGUUGAUGAAGACUACACUGGGUUUAUUGAUGCUGUAGCAGAUAAUGAAAUGGACUUUGUGUUUGAAUAA